Messenger RNA from Argiope bruennichi, 555 nucleotides. RefSeq lists its product as uncharacterized. The transcript has a single exon. The record is from RefSeq and is a predicted model, not a curated record. NCBI's taxonomy places the organism in Eukaryota, Metazoa, Arthropoda, Arachnida, Araneae, Araneidae. Bases 1 to 555 code for a protein of 184 amino acids. Gene Ontology annotation, molecular function: nucleic acid binding.
AUGGAAGAUUUACUUUCGUCCCAUGCCAUACCAGGUAGAGCGUACCUGAGAGCCUGUACAGAGGUUUGUAGACCAUUUCUGAUCAUUCCUCGUCAUGGAAAAUCUGUGAGACUCGUGAAGAUGAACGUCUGCGUCUUUGUUUGUUUCAUCACAAAGGCGUUUCACCUAGAGCUCGUCAGUGACCUGAGUAUUGAUGCGUUUCUUGCAUCUUUCAAGCUUUUCAUUGGACGCAAAGGGAACCCCGUCGAGAUAUUCAGCGAUUGUGUGACCAAUUUAGUCGGGACUAAACAUGUGCUGAAACUAUGGAGUUCGGAGGCGAUUGGGUGGUAUUUGGCCAACGAAAGUGUUGUCUGGAGAACAAAUGUUCCAUCGUCCCCACAUUUCGGCGGACUCUGGGAGCCGUCUGUGAAAUCGAUGAAGUAUCAUUUGAAACGAGUAAUAGGAUGUCGAAUCCUGACUUAUGAAGAGUUUUCAACCUUUCUAGUGGUGACCGAGGCAGUACUAAACUCCAGACCAUUGGUUGUUGCUUCGGAAGAUCCCGAGGAAUUUCACUGA